AUAAUUUAAUAAAUUUUACCGACGUUUCCUUUAUCUUAAAACUCAUGGGGGCGUUAAAGGGACUAUUUACCCAGUUGGUCCGUGUGUUCCAGUACGCAUCCAUUGACCGGACGCUCUCUGCUGCCAUUCCGUCGGCGACCGGCGAUCGAUAAUUAGUUUCAGCAGUUCGUUGGAUAAUUCAUUAUUAGAGAUUAAACUAGUUGGAAAUUUACUGUUCAAUUUCAGCAGUUCCUUGGAUAAUUAGGAUUUGACAGCCACCAUUUUGGACGUGUGGUUAGGAUGUCGUUCAUGAAAGGUGAUUUGCUAAACAGAACGAGAAGGCUUGUCAAAGGUUUAGCCAAGGCUGAACCUCUCUGGCUCAAAGCAAUGGAGGAGGCACCACCUGCAACAUUUCCUCGUGCUGAGAACAAACUGCAACCCAUCAGUCUACCCGAGGAUGUCUACGUCAAGAAGUUCUUCCAGAAGCACCCAGAGUCUAAACACGAGGACACUAUUAAAAUUUCUGGAUUUGAUCCUCCUCCAGCCAGAGUUUUCGGGUGGCGAGUGCUCGAGUUAAAGGAGCAGGGGGUCAAUGAAGAGGAAGCUAUUGCUGUUGCUGAUAUGGAAUAUCGAGCUGAAAAGAAAGGGAAAAAGAAAGCAUAUUCUCGAUUGAAGAAGAUUGCUCGACUUCAAGGGAGGAAACCACCUCCCAAUCCAUAUCCAAGUGCUAUCAAGGAGAUACAAGCUGAAGAAAGGCCGUUUGUGCGUGAUCGUUUCUAUAACCGAGAUAUUCUUAAAAUUGUGGAGAAACUGAAAGAGGAGAGGCAAGCGGAGUUGCAAGACAGACGUGGAGGGGGCUGGUAAAUGGACAUGGUCUUUUUCUAAUAGUUUUUCUUUUCGCCUUUUUGAUGCUGAAAUUGUUUAUCUUUGACAUGUUUAGAUCUUUGUCCAAGUGGUUAUACUUGGUAAUGUUAUGAUAUCCUUUUCUCAUGUACUAGAAAAAACUCCACUUCUGGUUUACGUAGUAGACUUGGAGUUCAUAUUCCAAUGAAAUUUGGAAAAUAAGUGAGUAUUAUCUCUUGCCAAUGUUAGACAAGCUUUGCAAGUAUCGUUUUGUUUUCGACA
Messenger RNA from Capsicum annuum, 1104 nucleotides. RefSeq lists its product as uncharacterized. The coding region runs from base 280 to 843 and encodes 187 amino acids. The record is from RefSeq and is a predicted model, not a curated record. The transcript has 4 exons. Lineage: Eukaryota; Viridiplantae; Streptophyta; Magnoliopsida; Solanales; Solanaceae.